AACAACAAGAAACGGAACAAGGACGCAAAUCGGGAAAAAUCAAUAAACGGACAUUGACAAAAGCAACAGCAGCAGCAGCAGCAGCAGGCGCAGCGGAAGAAGCGAUGGCGAUGGCAACGGCCCCAAAUGUCCUUUUCCAUAUGCAAUACUGUAGUACAUACGAGUUGCUUUACGGUUCGUGCGGCAGUUGAAAUGCAGCUGAGGAAGUGUGAUGGCGAAAGUUAAGAAAUUAGAAUGUAGCUGUGCUAAAUCAUUUGAAUUAGUUAAGAAAUUAUUUAUGCAAUAAAUGAAUUGAAAAUAAAAUAAACAAAGAAAUAGCGAAAGUUAAUUACGUGUGAAAAACUAAUAAUUGGAAAUCAUGGGAAAGACAUUAGUAAACUACAUAUGUACUCGCACAAACACACGAACCCUCAUGCAAGUGCAAACAUCAUGUGAAAAAAUUAAUUGCACAUAAAUUUCCACUUGAAAAUUAAAAAUUACUUGUUUUUUUUUUGCAAUAAACAUUUGAUCGCUUAGUGCAAUUAUUAUUUUGUUUUUAAUCGCGCCGCUUUUCGUUAAAACACAAUGGUUAGCAAAAGUGCAGUCAGUGGCGAGGAACGCCCAGUUUUUAUUCCGCCACGAAAACGCCAGACAUCGAAAAAAGUGAAUGGUGCACAAAACUAUGUAGACCACAUUGUUAAUGUACAGAAUCGUCAAAAACUUUCGCCAUCCAAUCCAGCACUGGACGAGGACUUAGUCAAAACUUCCUUAAUAUUGAAAAAUAAACAACCACUGCCACAAAUACCAGGCGCUCAGGUCAACGGUGACACAACAGAUGAUCAUUCAACGCACAAGUCAUCGCAAUCUGUGGAUAAUAUUUACGAAGAUGAUAACGAGUUGCAGAAUUUUGAGAGCAUAUCACAGGGUACGAAAUCGACAAAUCGCCAUGAAAGUACCACAGUAACGCCGAGUAGCUAUUCAGAGAGCAGUCUAGAUGCAAAGUCACACGAUUGCCUAAGUAAUCGCUCUUCCUCAAAGAAACGUGUAAAUAUACGCACUGACCCGCUGCAUGUACGCAGCCAACGCGAGUCACCGGAAAUUGUUAACUAUGAGGAUUUAGAAUCGGGCGAAACGAGCGUUUUAAAUACGGAUGUGCAUAGUUUGGAGAGGUACAAUACGCGUAGAUCAAUGGACAGUAACUACUUAACUAUGACAGGUACAAUUAAACGCGGACGCAAGAAGGGUCAAAGCCUCGAUUUGCAAAUAAAUAUUAGUCGUGAGGAGCUGGAGCAAAUAAAUGCUGUUGCCGCUGCGGUUCAAGUGAAUAAACAACAGAAUCUCUGUUGCAGCUGCACUCCGCAAACCGGUCUACAUAUCCUUUUCUUAUCGCUAGUAUGUCUUCCAUUCGUAACAUUAGUCUCGAGCAUCUAUUCAUUUUAUAUUGGCACGCUUACCUGGUACAAUAUGUUCAACUACUUCAGUGAGGAGAAAUCAUGCGUUUAUAAAUUCUUUAUGUCACCCAUCCUGAUACUCGCCUAUCCUGUCGGUAUACUCGUUUGCACUCUCGGCUUGGGGAUAUAUGCGGGCAUUUCACAAUUAAGUCUACAAUUUAAUAGCUGGCUAAAUGAGAUAGCCGACAUAGAGAAGGGCUUCUACGGUUGGCUAUGCUCCUUUCUACAUCUCUCCGACUGCAGUCCAUACGAGGUGGUUAUAUUGACGGACAUUCGUCUGCCGCAGGAUGUGCCACGUGUACAUGUGAAUACGUCCACUGAAGAAUUAUCGCUGUAAGUGGAACAAGCACACAAAGAAUAAGUAUUUACAACUCAAAAGUGAACAUAAACCGUCAAGUUUUUGGAAAGUGAUAUAACGCACAUACUUAUAGUACAUAGAUACAUACAUACAUAUGUAAUAUUAGAGGCAAAUCGAAAAAUGCAUCUAUGGUUAAUUUGAAAAUUCGAUAUAUAUAUUAACAAUACCUACAUAAAUAUAUACAUACAUACAUGUAUGUACAUUAGGGUGGUCCAAACAAAGUAAAUAUGGAAGUUUAAUGCUCUCACCCUCUAAGAUUGUUAACCCUUUUUUGUUGUGGAAUCAAAAUAUAUUUAGAGGUGCCUCAAAGCGCUCAAAGUUUUCCA
Rhagoletis zephyria (snowberry fruit fly) is the source of this 2114-nucleotide messenger RNA. RefSeq lists its product as uncharacterized. The record is from RefSeq and is a predicted model, not a curated record. Lineage: Eukaryota; Metazoa; Arthropoda; Insecta; Diptera; Tephritidae.